Messenger RNA from Gymnodraco acuticeps, 1225 nucleotides. It is a transcript of the gene pter, whose product is annotated as phosphotriesterase related. The coding region runs from base 163 to 1212 and encodes 349 amino acids. The record is from RefSeq and is a predicted model, not a curated record. Gene Ontology annotation, molecular function: zinc ion binding. NCBI's taxonomy places the organism in Eukaryota, Metazoa, Chordata, Actinopteri, Perciformes, Bathydraconidae. The transcript is spliced from 5 exons. Gene Ontology annotation, biological process: catabolic process.
AGUUGAACCUGGUCAAUCAGUUGUCAGAGCUUUGUUUUACAAACACACACACACUGUCAUUUUCUAUCCGAGUUUGGCUCAUAAAAAAGGAAGAGGCUUCUAAAGUGUAAGGCUAAGUUGAAUGACAUAAACUACGGUUGUUGGAAUCGCUGAACACCAGUAAUGUCAGAGUUGAGUGGGAAGGUCCAGACCGUCCUGGGCCUGGUGGAUCCGGACCAGCUGGGCCGCACAAUGACCCACGAGCACCUGACCAUGACCUUUGCGUGCUGCUACUUCCCCCCUCCUCAAGGCGACGAGGCGGUGGCGGAGAACCCGUUCCAGAUGCAGCACAUGCACUGGCUGAGGCAGAACCCCUACAGCUGCCACGAGAACCUGCUGCUGCAGCAGGAAGUCCCCGCCGUGAGGGACGAGCUGCUGGCCUACAGGAAGGCCGGCGGGGGAACUAUCGUGGAGAACACGACCACAGGCAUCGACCGGGACCUGCCCACCCUCAAGCAGCUCUCCAAGGACACAGGGGUCCACGUCAUAGCAGGAGCAGGGUACUACGUGGACUGCACCCACACUGAGGCCACCAAGAGAAUGAGUGUGGAGAAGCUCACAGACAUCAUCGUCAGCGAGGUGCUUCACGGCGCCGACGGUACUGACAUCCGCUGCGGAGUGAUCGGAGAGAUCGGCACCGGCUGGCCCAUCACUGAGAGUGAGAGGAAGGUGCUGAGGGCCACAGCUCACGCUCAGACACAGCUGGGCUGCCCCGUCAUCAUCCAUCCCGGCAGGAACCCCGCGGCUCCGGCUGAAGUCCUGCGGAUUCUCCAGGAGGCUGGUGGUGACAUCAGUAAAACUGUCAUGUCACACCUGGACAGGACUAUAUUUGAUGAUGGUGAACUGCUUGAGUUUGCGAAGCUUGGGAGUUACCUGGAGUACGAUCUGUUUGGAACAGAGAUGCUGGACUACCCCUACAACCUGGAGGUGGACAUGCCCAGUGACAGCCAGAGAGUGAAGGCCUUGGAGUUACUCGUGAAGGAGGGCUACGGCGACAAGGUACUGGUCGCACACGACAUCCACACCAAGAACCGUCUCACAAAGUACGGCGGCCACGGCUACUCUCACAUCCUAAAGAAUAUUGUGCCGAAGAUGCUGAUGAGGGGGAUCUCGCAGCACCAGGUGGACAAGAUCCUCAUCGACAACCCCAAACACUGGCUGACCUUCAAAUAAGCAAGAAAAGGGA